This is a messenger RNA of Triticum dicoccoides, 822 nucleotides long. RefSeq names its product non-specific lipid-transfer protein A-like. Gene Ontology annotation, biological process: lipid transport. Bases 35 to 421 code for a protein of 128 amino acids. Lineage: Eukaryota; Viridiplantae; Streptophyta; Magnoliopsida; Poales; Poaceae. The record is from RefSeq and is a predicted model, not a curated record. Gene Ontology annotation, molecular function: lipid binding. The transcript has 2 exons.
CGUAGUCGUAUCCUACAAGUGCAGCGCAACCACCAUGACGCCUACCCGCUACCUCGCAGCGCUGGCCGCCGCCGCCUCGCUACUCUUCAUGCUCGGCGGCCUGCGCGGCGUCAAAGCGGGGCCGGCAGACAACGACUGCGCCGUCGCACAGACGGCGUUCGGCGACUGCACCGGGUACAUCGCCGGCGUGGAGGACAAGCUCUCGCCGCGCUGCUGCAGGGGGCUCGCCGACAUCAGGGACAUGGCGCCGACCUUUGACCGGCGGCGCGCCCUCUGCGCGUGCAUCCACAAGGAGAUGCUCGCCGCCGGCAAGGUGCUCACCCGCCGCGCCGCCACGCUGCCCGCCAGGUGCGGCGUCCGUAUCUCCUUCCUCCCGACCACCCACGACUUCGACUGCUAUCGGAUUCCACGAGCUGAUUGAGAAAUCGGCUUAAUUAUGGCGCCCAACAAAGAGCAUCGAAUAAGAUGACUUGCAAGACUUGUGGUGGGCAUAUUUAUGUUUCUUUUUCUUUUCUUUUUUCCUUUUUUAAUUUCACAAAGAGUAAACAGAAGAAUAAUCUAGCUUGUAAUGAUUUUUGGAAUAAAGAUCAUCGCAAGUAGGACUUGUUUACUCUGAAACAAUAUUUAGAAACUUAAGGCCUGUUCGGUAAUCAGCCGCUCCGGGAAUCUGCGGAGCGGGAAAACCGCAACUCCUUCGAUUUGUGCAGCAGCUCCACCAACUCCGCUCCCGGAGUUGUGGAGCGGAGGGUUAUCGAACAGGGCCUUAGUCCGCGUGUAAUCUGUAUCUUAUCCAUAUUAUUAAUAUAUUAAAGGUCAUCGUAA